Molecule: messenger RNA, 1880 nt
Organism: Procambarus clarkii (red swamp crayfish)
Lineage: Eukaryota; Metazoa; Arthropoda; Malacostraca; Decapoda; Cambaridae
Source: RefSeq, a predicted model, not a curated record
AAAUCAGUGGGAUCAAUGCGGGGGAUUCCACCCAGCGACCAGAGAGUAAUCUCGGCCGUGCACCCGGCGGUGAACUCAAUUACCUACACCAGAGUGCAUAGGAGGUUCAUAUGUAACACUUGGACAGGUUUCAGCUCGGGGCCUCCAGACCUCCUGUGGGUUCAGUUAAAUUCCAACACCUUUACCAUCUCGUGGUGCAAGGGGUACACCAGGAACCUGAUUGAUGAAGGUAAUGGGAAGUUCAACUUGAUGUUGCUGUGUUGGGGACCAUCCCACACCUCCACCAUACACGACCACGCCAACGCCCACUGCUUCAUGAAGAUGAUGUCGGGUUCUCUGCAAGAGGUGAGGUUUGAGUGGCCACAGGAAGCAGCAGAAGAACAAAAGGAGCAAGAGAUGGUGGAGACCGAUAGGAAUGUCCUCAAGAUAAAUGACGUUGUCUACAUUAAUGAUUCUCUUGGGUUGCACAGAGUUGAGAACACCUCACACAGUGAGGGCGCCGUCUCCCUCCACCUCUACUGUCCACCCUUCAGCAGCUGCUCCAUAUUUGAUGAACGUACUGGCAAGAAGAUGAAGUGUCCAGUCACCUUCUGGAGCAAGUAUGGACAGAAAGUCGAACAGAAAAAGUCAAAGACUGGCUGUUAGAAUCGUAGAAGACAUGAAAAAACUGAAGCCUUUUUAUUUCAUAAAUUCAGUAUUCAAGUAUUUUUCUCUGAAAAAUGUUUGAGUUUACCAAUGAAACUAAAGUUCUGGUUUCAAAAGGCAUUAGUAAAUAAACAUGAUUCAUGAGGUUGUUGUACAAACUUGUUUUCUAAAUUAGCUUUUAAGGACAUAAUCACUAGAUUAUUUGACUGAGAAAGACUGUUUAUCUAUUUUAAAAGGCAGCUUAGAAAUUUUUAUAAUGUUUUUAUAUCAAUGACUUAUUAAUACAGGGUAUUUAAAUUAUACAUUUUACCCAAAAUAUUUGACAUCUUUUCAGUGUAGAAAUAUCUUCAAAAUUAAGUAAUGCUAAAAUGAGGUGGAAUAUAUUAUUUUAAGUGGUUUUAGCAAGUAAUGAAAGCAGUGAUAAUUUAGUUUGAUUCAUUUAUUAUGCAUCACAUGCCCAUCCUGUGGGCAGUAGUAGAAAGGGCUUCAGAGGCACAUAAUGGGCUCAGGGACUGAACCCAAAAAUCAUCUAGCUAAGCAUGUUACAGUUUUGAUGAACUAGUUACAAAAUUCAGUGCACGUUGUCACAUCAACAGUGGGCUCGAGACUGACCACAAAAACAGUCUCGGAAUAUAGUACUGUAAUUGACAUACUGUACAUAAAGAGCUGGUGUUAUAACUAAUAUGCAGUGAUGAGAAACAGAUUUUGGAUGCUCAUGUAUGUUCAUUUGUGGUGGUCACUAACACUGCCCAAACACCUCGGCAAGCUCAGCAUGCUGCAGCCUGUUUGAAGAUGGAUUUGAUGCUAACAAAAAAUAGUUUAAAUCACUCUUGGGCACUUUUGACUAAUUGUUCUUGUUGUCAUUUGUAUUAUUUUAUCUGAAAAAUUGUGGUAUUUUCAUGACUGCACUAUUUGUAAAGUAUUUAAAAACCUAAAUAUAUUAGUCAAUAAAAAUAAAAUUAUAUAAAAAUAACACUUCAUUAUUAAAUUGUAUUUUAUAUCAUUCAAGAAUUUGUUUGUACAAAAAAAGACUGGUGUACUUGUACAUUUUGAGUAAAGUACAUAUUUAGACACCCUAUAUAUAUAUAUAUUUGCUUGCUUGUGAUAAAUUAUCUUUCUCUUAAUAUACUGUUUAAAAUAAAUGACACUAAAGAGUACAUAAAAACAUAAAAAAAAAAUUAACUGUUAGAUAUUCCUGUCACAAUUUGAAAGGAAAGUUAUUAGAGGUACUGUAC